GGCCCCCCGGUGUACAGCGUAACAGUGAUCACAGACAUCACCCAGGCCCAUUAAAGGGUAUCGCUACUCGGCCUUGCUACUUGGCCCAAAUCGAGUCUUAGUACCUCUGUAACAGUGAUCGUGGACUCGGCCCAGGCCCAUUAUUAUACAUUUAAUUUGUGAUCACGUGCAAGUCAACUUGACGCGUGCGAAGGGCGUUUGUUGCAUGUUUGCCACUUCACUUGUGACGGACAUGGACAGAUCAAAUUGAAGGAAGUCAAGAAAGAGAGAACUGACAUAUACAGAGAGGUGCAAAAGAUUAGAAUUCAGAAGGCAAUGGAAGAAGAGGCAGAGAACGGCAUGAUUGAGACGUGGGUGAAGAAGCAUCGUCUGAUUUACAUCGGAGCAACCAGACACCCUUUCAUCCUCUCCAUCCGUGAUGGCACCGUUGACCUCUCUCACUUCAAAACAUGGCUGGGACAGGAUUACCUUUUUGUGAGAGCGUUUGUCGCUUUUGCAGCAAAUGUGUUAAUUAAAGCAUACAAGGAGUCUGGAAAUUCUAGUGACAUGGAUGUCAUAUUGACUGGCAUGGCUGCUCUGAAUGACGAGAUUGCUUGGUUUAAGCGCGAAGCCAUCAAGUGGGGUGUUUCACUCUCUGACAUUCACCCUCAAAAGGCAAACCUAAAAUACUGCAGGUUUCUGGAAAGUUUAAUGAGCCCGGAGGUUGAACAUACUGUGGCUAUUACAGCCUUUUGUGCCAUAGAAGCAGUUUAUCAAGAGAGUUUUGCACAUUGCCUCGAAGAAGGCUCCACAACCCCACCAGAGCUGCAGGAAACCUGUCAAAGGUGGGGCAAUGAACAGUUUGGCCAAUAUUGUCACUCUCUUCGGGAAAUCGCUAAUGGUCGCCUUAAAAAGGCUUCAGAUGACAUCCUCAAAAAAUCUGAAGUGGUUUUCCUGGAAAUUCUUGAACAUGAAGUUGAAUUCUGGAACAUGAGCAGCCGGGUUGCAGGAGCUAAAGACCAAUGAAGUACCAGAAGGUGGCUUGUUUGGACCUUGUAAUAUGAUAUGCAUAACCCUUUACACUGAUUUUUCUUUUAAAAGGCUGUAUAAGUUUGUAUUAUAGCAUGCACGGUAUGAAAUAAGCUAUUUUAUCUUCAGAUCCUGUAGAAAAUUGGACAU
This is a messenger RNA of Tripterygium wilfordii, 1158 nucleotides long. RefSeq names its product probable bifunctional TENA-E protein. The record is from RefSeq and is a predicted model, not a curated record. The transcript is spliced from 3 exons. Bases 316 to 1005 code for a protein of 229 amino acids. NCBI's taxonomy places the organism in Eukaryota, Viridiplantae, Streptophyta, Magnoliopsida, Celastrales, Celastraceae. Gene Ontology annotation, cellular component: cytosol.